Messenger RNA from Symbiodinium sp. CCMP2592, 975 nucleotides. The record is from the annotation of a GenBank genome assembly. NCBI's taxonomy places the organism in Eukaryota, Dinophyceae, Suessiales, Symbiodiniaceae.
AUGACGCACGGUUUCGACUUCGGUGGAGGCCAUCACUGCCACCAGCACCACGCCGUCCACACCCACCAUCACCAUACGACGCACCAUCACACUACACACCACAGCACAACUACACACCACAGCGCAACUCAUCAUCGGUGGCGAGAUCACACUGUCCAGUAUCACCACCAACGUGGUCAUGGUGUGGUCCACCACCGACACCAUCGACAUCACAACCUUCCCUGGGACUCGCCGAUUGCAUACUUUCCGGGUCCUUUGGCGCCUGCUUCGCGUGCACCAGUGCCAAAGGGCAUGCUGCGACCCAAACAGCAGGAGGUCGUUGUGGUUGGUGGUGGCUCUUCUCCUGAUCUUCACGGCGCGAGCAUCUGGCUGCCAAGACUAGGCCUUCAUGCCUACGACAAGGUCGUGUAUUUCGAAGUGGUCGUUACUCCCAAAAACGGUGCCCCAUGGCAAGUGCUGCGUCGCUACAACCACUUCCGGGCAUUGGUCAAGGAUCCUGCCAUCUCCGCCGUCUUCGCCGGUGCAACUAGAAGCUUUCCGCCAAAGAUUUGGCACACGCCACGCAGUGAAGAGCUCCAGGAGCGCCGGUCUCGCUUAGAAGAGUGGCUGAAGGCGGCUUUGAUCCAGGCAAGCUCUUAUGGGGAGCUGCCCGUGGCCCUCCGGAAGUUCUUGCUGCUAGGGCGGACUCCGAAGUUGCAAGCUCAGCAGCCAGCCACAGCAAGGGGCAAGCUCCAGGACUGUACGCUGUCCUUUGCUGCGGAAGCCUUUGACAAUACGACCGCUUCUGCACCACUUGCAGAGGGUGGUGAUGAUGGCUUAGAGUUGCUCCAUGUUCCGAUCCCUGCUUCGCUGGGACCGGAGGACUUGCUUCAGGUGAAAACACCAGAUGAGAAAAUCAUCGUCAUCAGCAUCCCGUGGGGCCUAGCGCCCGGUGCGACGCUGCAGCUCUGGUGGGAUCAGGCGGCAGAAGCCUGA